This is a messenger RNA of Hemicordylus capensis (graceful crag lizard), 1008 nucleotides long. RefSeq names its product C-type lectin BpLec-like. The transcript is spliced from 7 exons. The record is from RefSeq and is a predicted model, not a curated record. Gene Ontology annotation, molecular function: signaling receptor activity. Bases 325 to 777 code for a protein of 150 amino acids. NCBI's taxonomy places the organism in Eukaryota, Metazoa, Chordata, Lepidosauria, Squamata, Cordylidae.
GGAGGCAGCCAGAGUGUUCUCUGCAGCAGAAGACCCCUUGCUGCCCUGCUUAACCCAGACCAGCAUUUGCCAGGUCAGAAACCACAGAGGAUCAGGCCCUUGGCCUUGAACUCUGGCACUUCACAAACAGCAGGACAGAUCAGGCUAGCCACAUUCUACAAAACCCUCAAGGGACUCACCUUUCUGGAGGAGAGUUGAGAUGAAGAAGCCAAGCAGCCAAAAGUUUACACAGGUCAGAGGUGCCAUCUAGCUGCUUCACCUAAGCCAACAAGAGGAGCAAGAGACUGACUGCAUGAGAAAGGCAGACAGGUUACCAAGGCCACUAUGAACACCUGGCUGUUGGAAAGAGAAAUUGGUCAAGCGGAGGCUGAUACCUGUGCUAGAGAAUGGCUGCAAAACCAGGGCAACUGCUAUGUGUAUUUCGAUGAUCUGAAAACCUGGCAAGAGGCUGAAAUUGAGUGCCAGAGUUAUGGCCGUAGGGCACAUUUCACCUCCAUUCUUAUUGUGCAAGAGCCUCAUUUGGUGUCUGAACACAUCUCCAUUUACCAGACAGGCCUGAGCAAUGUCUGGAUUGGGCUGAGUGAUGUCUGUCAGACUGGGAGAUGGAGAUGGGCUGAUGAAUCAACCUACAACUAUAAGGCUUGGAUGCCAGGCCAGCCAGACAACUAUGGGAAGGCUGAGCAUUGUGUGGAGCUGAGACGUUCUACAGGUUUUAAUCAGUGGAAUGAUGCUCCAUGCAAGAAAAGAAAUGCCUACAUCUGCAAGCACGAGCUCUAGAUUAACCCAAGCUGUGCCUGCUGGGACGUGACUGGUCCUGACAGCGAAAAAUUGGCUGGCUUUUCGGAUGAGCAUCUACUGCCAUUAUAUCUCCAUCUCACAAAUCAACAAACGGGCUCCCAUCCAUAUUUUCCCAAAUGUCCGCCCCAAAGAGCUGCUUUUUGGGUCUUCCUCAUCUCCUCCUAAUCCCUUUCAUGGCCGCUGCACAUUGUAAACUUAAUAAACUAGCUA